UGUUUUUUAGUUGAACGACUAAACGUGUCACGUUAACUACCGCCUCUCGUGCUUUUCUUGUUUGGCGAAUGCUUCCGUUCAAGCAAAAACCAACAGCAUUUUAAAUAGCUGCGUUAAUGCAUUGUCGACGAAUUGAACAAGUAUAUAUUUUUAAAGAUGCCCCAAAAUGGUUAAAGUGGAGUCGUUCUUCCGGUUCGCUUCCGGUUUCCACGUCUCGCGUUUGGCACGAGCACGUUUACAGCUGCGCUUAUUUCUGCUCAAACCCGCACACUUUCAUAACUUCUCGAGUCUCAGCAAAUAUCCGCAAGCUCAGCUGGUCACUUAGUCGAUCAGGUAGUACAAGUCUUCUUUUCGUUCCAGUCGCUGCUAAUACAGUACUAUACCUGCGCGCGCUGAGUGUCGCUAUGUGGUGAUGGAGAGAGACUUGCUCAGACAGUCUGUGUCGUAUCAUGGGGGAAACCUGCUGGCGCUGUUAACAUGCGAGCAAAGGGAGAACCCAGACUUCAAAUAUGUGGCUGCUGCUGAUCUCUCCAAAACUCUCAAUCAAAGGGAUACAGAAGAGGCGAGUCCUGUCCUGGAGCAGUUCAUAGCAAGGAAAGCUGAUCUUCUGUUUGCAGCGUCGCGGAAGACCUCUACACCAGCAGAUGAACGGCCGGACGAACCUGGAGAUGCACACGCCGUCAUGCCUCCGCUGGAGCAGUUCAUGGAGGUGUGUGUUGAGGAGAGACGGGAGCUCUUCUACAGAGACGUGGAGCGUGGAGACCUGGUUAUUGGAAGGAUCAAUUCGGUGCGAGACUUCGGCUUGUUUGUAACUCUUCUCUGCACUGCUGGAGGACUGGAACGAGAUAUUGAGGAUCUUGAGAUAAAG
Messenger RNA from Sinocyclocheilus grahami, 868 nucleotides. RefSeq names its product tetratricopeptide repeat protein 14-like. The transcript has 3 exons. NCBI's taxonomy places the organism in Eukaryota, Metazoa, Chordata, Actinopteri, Cypriniformes, Cyprinidae. The record is from RefSeq and is a predicted model, not a curated record. The annotation marks the transcript as partial.